AUCAGUGAAUACAUCGCUUAUGUAGACAUCGCGUUAAUACAAUCAUUACAACGUCUUGUCGUGUCUAUUCAUAUAUAUGUAUGAUUCUGAGCGAAGAAUGAAAUAUUAUCGAUAAGAGAUUGGAUUUUCACAGAGUGAUUGAUUUAAAUACUUUGAAAUUCAAUUUUUUCGAAUAGAAUCAAUCGUCAUAAGUUUUCUUUUUUCUGGUAAAAUCACAUAUGUACAUACAUACAUUCACUUUGUUUUACGUCACCGAGAUUGUAUGGCCAACGCGAGAAUCACAUUGAUAAGCGUAUCAGUUAAGUGAAAAUAUUCUGUGUUAAAGUUCUCUCUACUGCAUUGCAGUGAAAACAGAUCUACGUAUGUUCUAACGCUUAUUCCUACACUCACGAUAUAUUCUGCACUGAAUGUACUAAAUCAACAAAUAAGUGCUCCGACAUUGCAGUGUGUAUUGUACUUGUUCACACAAGUGCGACACAAGUGACUACUUUUUUAGAAAGAUGCUUCCUCUGUUUAACUCAAUUUCACGAUAUAUUAUGUUCAGAACUGUAAAUUGUCACAGCUAUUUACGAUGUUUUUCUAUAUUACACACUAAUUUUGAAGGACGAUGUCAGCAUCGCAAGUCUAACAUUCAAACGAGAGCUAAUCUUUCACAAGCAAUCAAAGUUGCUCAUAUGUAUAAUCCCGGCGAAUUUCCAUUGUCGGACAAAACCGUCGGGCAAACACUCGGCGAAGCUGUUGCAACGUGGCCCGAACAAACUUGCAUCGUUUCGAUCCAUCAAAAUAUUCGAUUAACGUUCUCCGACCUUCUUCGACGGGUUGACGCUUUCGCUGCGGGCCUCAAGAAAUUAGGAAUGAAGAAGGGCGAUCGGCUGGGCAUUUGGGGUCCGAAUGAUCUCGAAUGGUUCAUAACUUCCCUGAGUGCAUCGAGGGCGGGAUUAAUCGUUGUCGCGAUUAAUCCGGCUUAUCAACAGAAUGAAUUAGUUUAUUCUUUGCAAAAGGUUGGCGUAAAAGCGAUUGUCUCACCGGACGUGUUCAAAGUGCAAAAUUAUCCGAAGAUGUUGUUGACCGCCAAAGAAGUCUGUCCCACUUUGGAGCACAUUAUCAUUUAUUCGUCUAAUCAUAUAACCGGUACUCAUCGUUUCGCUGAUGUUGAAGCUUCGGCGACGAAAGCGGAAGUAGAUGCGAUCGCUGCGGAACAAGCUGAGAUAUCUUGCAACGAUGGAUGCAAUAUACAGUUUACAUCCGGUUCCACCGGCAAGUCCAAAGCCACCCUCCUCUCGCAUAGGUCUAUUGUAAAUAACAGCAAAGAGAAUGCCCGCAGAGCAAAAUUCAGUACCGAAAACAAAAUAUGUUUAAAUGUACCAUUCUUCCAUGCUUUCGGGUUAACAAUGGCCAAUAUACUCAUCUUGCACACUGGAAGCACUCUCGUUAUAGAAGAACGUUCUUUUAAUCCGAUAAAAUCGUUGAAGGCGAUAGCGCAAGAAAAGUGUGCCGUAACAUAUGGAACGCCAACUAUGUGGGUGAACUUACUCGAGGCACAACAACGGUUGCAACUUCCGGUGGACAGUCUUCAAGCAGGGAUUAUCGGUGGUGCACCUGCACCUUCUGAACUCUUCAAACGAAUACGAGAUUUAUUAGGUUUUAAUGAUUUAAUGAGCAUAUAUGGUCUCACAGAAACAACAGCUGCAGCAUUUCAAUCAAUACGUGGAGAGGAUAAGUACUUAUCUGAGACCACCGUGGGUUAUUUAGGAGAUCAUGUUGAAGCAAUGGUUGUCGAUCUAAAUGGUUUGCCUGUUGCCUUCGGAAAACCUGGCGAACUUUGGGUACGCGGAUACUGCAACAUGUUAAAUUAUUGGAACGACGAAGAAAAUACAAGCAAGACAUUGACACAGGAUGGUUGGUUGAAAACUGGCGAUCAAUUCAUCUUGCAAGAAAACGGAUAUGGUCACAUAAUCGGAAGAUUAAAAGACAUGCUUAUUCGAGGAGGAGAAAAUAUUUUCCCUAAGGAAAUUGAAGAUUUUUUAGUGACUCAUCCUAAAAUAGUGCAAGCACAAGUUAUAGGAGCAUAUGACGAAGUAUACGGAGAAGAAGUAUGUGCGUGCAUUCAACUUAGCGACAAUGCGAAAAUGACAAAGAACGAACUGAUAGAUUAUUGUAAAGGUAAAAUAGCACAUUUCAAAAUACCGCGUUAUGUGCAUUUUGUAGAUGACUAUCCAAAAACCACUAGUGGAAAAAUUCAGAAGUUCCGUUUAAAAGAACAAUUGGAGAACAGUGGCGUGAUACCAACGAGACAAAAAAAUUUGUGAUAAUAAUUGAUUUUAACGAA
Camponotus floridanus (Florida carpenter ant) is the source of this 2329-nucleotide messenger RNA. Its product is annotated as acyl-CoA synthetase family member 2, mitochondrial. Lineage: Eukaryota; Metazoa; Arthropoda; Insecta; Hymenoptera; Formicidae. The transcript has 9 exons. Gene Ontology annotation, molecular function: medium-chain fatty acid-CoA ligase activity. Gene Ontology annotation, biological process: fatty acid metabolic process. The record is from RefSeq and is a predicted model, not a curated record. Bases 501 to 2309 code for a protein of 602 amino acids.